CCCCCUGGCUGCACCGCUCAGGCAAUGUGCUUCGUCACGGACUCCCUGCUGACUGUUAUCGAUCGUAUCUUUCGACAGAAGCUUCCGCCAAAAAGUCAGUUAUUGGCUGUUGAGCGGCUGCUGGUGGGAUUCGACAGCGAGUCCCAAGGCACAACGGGACGAGUGAGUUCCGUAACCAAUCGCGGUCUUCGAGAAACCGGGUACUGGCGCCAGCUGGAAUGGACAGGCAGCUCUGGGUCCGGCCGUUGGGGUAAUCACUACAUCGGACCUGCUCUAUGCGACCAUCUUGACCCCGAGGAAAGACUCACCCGAUCCGCAUCGGGGGGAUGGGCAACUGGUCUCACCCCUCAGUCAGUCCUCCUCAGAUUCCCGAGAGUCUCCUGCGGUGAGGGCGGCUCUCUGCAGGUCGCAGCAUUCUGUGCCUAG
Dibothriocephalus latus is the source of this 426-nucleotide messenger RNA. NCBI's taxonomy places the organism in Eukaryota, Metazoa, Platyhelminthes, Cestoda, Diphyllobothriidea, Diphyllobothriidae. The record is from the annotation of a GenBank genome assembly.